GUUUGAAGCGGAACCUGCGGUCCUCGUCUUUCAGCUGCUUGUAUUUUGGAGCACUUUUAAGGGACUUUACUCGUGUUUUCGGGUCACAUGAAGGAACAAGUGGUGUGAAAGUUCAGAAUAAACACCAUACAAAGAAAGACUGCAUCUUUGCAUGCUGGUGGGGAAUCAGGAAAGGUGCGUUUCUAAGCUCUUGCAGCAGGUUUGGUGAUGGAGUGGAGAGAGCAGACUGCAGUCGGAUGUGAGGUGGCGUUCAGCGAGGCACAGAGAUGGAUGGAGGAGGUGACUAUGAAGAGGUUUGGGAGCAGUAACUUUAGGUCUGCUCUGGAGAAUGGAGUCCUGUUGUGCGACUUGAUCAACAAACUCAAGCCCGGGAUCAUCAAGAGAGUGAACAGACUCUCCACCCCCAUCGCCGGAUUAGACAAUGUGAACGUGUUUCUGAAGGCCUGUGGGAAACUCGGGCUGAACAAUGCUCAGCUCUUCCACCCUGGAGACCUGCAGGACGUGUCUACACGAGUGACUGUCAGACACCAGGAGACGUCCAGGAGACUGAAAAACGUUCUGAUCACGAUAUACUGGCUGGGAAGGAAGGCUCAUGCAGACCCGUCCUACAACGGGCCGCAGCUCAACUUUAAAGCUUUUGAGGGUCUUCUGGGCAUCGCCUUAUCCAAAGCUCUAGAGGAGGCCUCGAGCUCCAAGCCUGGAGCCAGAGACAGUGGCUUUGCCGAGACGUGGUACCCUGACAGGGAGGUGCCCAGCUACAGGAGGGAGGAUUCAGCGGAGAGCCUGGAUUCGGUGGAGUCUCGUACACGGAGCGUGCCAUCAGAUUAUACAUUAAUAGCAGGCAGUGAAGGGUUCGGAAGCGACGCAGAAGCAGAGCACUGCUUCAGGAUGACCGAACCUUUGUCUGCUCCCAGUAGGGAUAGACGAAACAACCCGGCGGUGCUGAGAAGGAAAAGAGUCGAGCAGCGUGAGGAAGGCGGAAGAGGUCACGUCAGCCCUCUCCACAGUGAAAAUGGGAGGGGCUUAGUCAAUCCCUGCUUUGACCUACCUCCCGUUUCUGCUUUCCACCAAUGGGCGCUCGAUUACCAGAGCGACUCCGAGUCCGACUCUGACCGGCCCGAACCAGACCCCGUUCAAGAUGACCUCGCGGGCCGGCGCUUCCGUUCGUCCACCUCAGUGGCUCCUGCCAACUUUGCUGUCCCGCCGAACCCUGCGUGUAUUAAGCCGUUUCCUAUGGUGACACCCAGUGCAAGUAGGUCAUGGGUCACCAUGUCUGAUGCGUCUCGCUUGGUUGCCGUUCCUCAUGAAAGGUCAAGCCAGAGCAUUUCAUCGUUACCUAGCAGAGCAGACUGCUACGGAAUGUCCACCCUGGAUGACGAGCUUCUCCUGCGAGCCCUCGAUGAAGAUUCGAGCGAAUCGGGUGAAGGCUCAGCCGACCCGGUUCAGGAUGACCUCUACACUCGUAGAGUGCUUCAGGCUACCCGUCAGACCUCAGUCAACACAGAUACAGACAAGUUCCUUCCCAAAUACUGGACUCCCGAGGAGGCAGCUCAUGUGGGGCGGAUCAGACUGGGGUCACAGCGCAGACCAUGGUACAAGAAGAUGCAGGGCUUCAGGAGCAAGUCCAUGAGUGACCUCAACCUGGAGCCGGGAGCUGAAGAUCUGAUGAGUCGGCACAGAAAAGCUGCGUUAAAGCUUUCCCUGCGUCAGGAGCAGAUCCGUCAGUGUCAGUCCAGGCUGAGGGAGAGCGAGGCCACGUGGCAGGAGGACCUGAACAGUUGGAAGACUCGAAGGCGAAGCGUGACCUCUGACCUGCACAGGAAGAAAGAGGAGCGAGAGCAACUCGAGGAGCAGAGGCGGAGCCUUCCGAGGGAGGAGUCUUUCGUGUCCUCCACCGCUACAGCCGAGGCCUUCGCUCCUCCUCCAUUGACCUCCAGCUCCGGCACCAUGCCGGGUCCAGUAAUCUCACCCGGCUCUGCGCCUGCACACACAGGCCGUUCUCACAGUAACGGUCCAGUCGAAGCGACCCCUCACUCGGCACCGGUAGCGAACGCGGUGUCUGAUCACAUGCCGAGCGUCUCUGGGACAGACUCCGCUCCUGCGCCGGUCCAGCGUGCCAAGUCUCUAGAGGGAGUGUUCUCAGGGACUCCUCAAAUGUCCUCAGUGCUGCCUAGAGGUUUCCGCAGGUCAGAGGGCACGUCACGGCUCUCCACAGGAGUCACGCCGAGACCAUUCAGCUCCAAGAAGUCCAGGAUGUCCACUCAAGCCAGAUUCUACUCUAUGGACGAGUCUGAUAACAGCGCACAAGAUCUUGCUGCAUCUUUCCCCCUCAGAGGAACCGAUACGACUCCUGAUCACAAAGACGACGUCCGCUCUAGUAAACAUGAAGCCGCAUUGUGGAAAGAGAAGGGAAAGAGGACUGACUCUGCUCCUAGCGUUCGCUCCUUCAUGUCUGCCAGCGUCCUGGUGUCUGAUAAAGCCGCGUCUGGGAGCGGCGAGGACGAGACGCAUCACCAUGACAUCCGAGUCAGUCUGAAUCAGACGCCCGACUGCGGCGCGGACUUCGGCUUUCAGACUCACUGGGACUCGACCGGCGCUCACAUCACAUCCGUCCGAGCAGGCAGCCCGGCUCAGCUGUGCCACCUGCAGGCAGGCGAUGAGAUCGUUGCUUUGGCUGGACAGCGAGUGGCUGAAAUGAGUUACGAACAGUGGAAGGCCAACAUGGAUGCCGCGUUGCGAGAGGGCAAACUGCUGAUGGACAUCAGACGCAUCAGUCUCAACGGUCAUUCAGACGCUCACAGCUCCGUCGGUUCCUCCGUCAGCAGCUGCAGCCUGCCUGAGGAGAGCGAGAGUAAAGCACAGGUCAACGGCCUUCCUGUUAACGGUUUUCCAUUGAAAGCAACGAGAACGAGCUCGCGUGAAGAUUCGGUUCCAACAAGAAACAAAGGUUCCUCUGCAUUCACAGUGGACUCCUCGGUCUACCUUUGUGGAGGCUCCGAGUCGGCCAUAUCAGAUUUGCAGGUUCCCUCGAUCGGUGCGUCGUCCUCGUGCUGGUCCUGGAACGCGGAGGAGGAAAGGAUGAGACAGGAGAAGUGGCAGAUGGAGCAGGAGAGUCUCUUACAGGAGAAGUACAGGCGUGAUCAAGAGAGACUAGUAGAAGCAUGGAGGCGAGAUCAGCAGGAAGCAGCGUUGGAAGAAAACAGCAUCCCUGAAGUUCCUCAACCGCUCGAGAAACAGGAAGUGCCCUCUUUACCCACUGGAAGCAUUGCACAUUACACUCCACCUCCUUUCGUCCAGCGAUCGAAGUCGCCGUCCUCUGUAGCACCUGAUCAAGCUCGAGAGGCGACGCUCGUCCACAGCAAACAGGUCCAGAUAGCAGCAGCGGGUCACCCGGCCGAGGACGAGUCAGAUUCCUCCUCCAGGACGAGUCACUGGCCCGUCAAGUCUUGUGAAUUUACCAAGCUGACUGCUUCAGACAGGAAAAAGUCUAAAUCCACUCCGUCCCUCGAAGGCAGCCACAGGCAAGACACCAGAGCGGGCGUUAAGAAGAAAAAGGCGAGUCCGUCUCCGGCCGAGCAGGAGCGUCUACAGAUCCUGGAGGAAAUGAGGAAGAAGACUCCGGUCCUCACAGACAGCAGCUGGAUUCGUCAGCGCAGCACCUGCACCAUCCACAAGGAGCCAAUCAGCGUGGCACCACUGAGGAGACACGAGUCUCUGGAUAACAUCCACAGCGGCGGCAGCAGCGUCUCCUUGUCUAAGCAGUCCUCUGUCUCGUCUCGGACUCUCUCGGGCCUGAAAGGACCUUAUCGAGGUUACUCGGGCCGCUGUAGCCUGGGCCCCGGGGCCGCCAUUUUCACCAGUGCUUUAAGGCAGAGCUCCUGGUCUCGACCCAGCUCCAUGUCUCCUGCGCCUGACGCUGAGGAGGCGUGUAACCGUACACAGCAGCAAGACAGGCUGGCGAGUCCUCGGCGUCUGUGCUCCCGCUGUGAGCAGCUGCUGGUCAAGGGACCCGCCAUGGUCAUCGAGUCUCUGGACCUCUGCUUUCAUGUUGGGUGCUUUAAGUGUGUCAGCUGCAGGACUGACCUCAGGACAUGUCCAGAGUCUGGAGCUCACGUGCGAGUCAGACACAGACAGCUCUUCUGCGACACCUGUUACAACAGACUCCGAGACGUUCCCAAGUGACCUCUGCGUAUCGCA
This is a messenger RNA of Tachysurus vachellii, 4197 nucleotides long. It is a transcript of the gene lmo7b, whose product is annotated as LIM domain 7b. NCBI's taxonomy places the organism in Eukaryota, Metazoa, Chordata, Actinopteri, Siluriformes, Bagridae. The transcript has 31 exons. The record is from RefSeq and is a predicted model, not a curated record. Gene Ontology annotation, molecular function: protein binding. Gene Ontology annotation, biological process: regulation of signaling; regulation of cell adhesion. The coding region runs from base 208 to 4182 and encodes 1324 amino acids.